GCCGCACAAAGGUACGUUAUACCGCACAAAGGUACGUUAUACCGCACAAAGGUACGUUACGCUGUACAAAGGUACGUUACACCGCACAAAGGUACGUUAUGCCGCACAAAGGUACGUUAUGCCGCACAAAGGUAUACCGUACAAAGGUACGUUAUGCCGCACAAAGGUACGUUAUGCCGUACAAAGGUAUACUGUACAAAGGUACGUUAUGCCGCCCAAAGGUACGUUAUGCCGUACAAAGGUUCGUUAUACCGUACAAAGGUACGUUAUGCCGCCCAAAGGUACGUUAUGCCGUACAAAGGUUCGUUAUACCGUACAAAGGUACGUUAUGCCACACAAAGGUACGUUAUGCCGUACAAAGGUACGUUAUGCCGUACAAAGGUUCGUUAUACCGUACAAAGGUACGUUAUGCCACACAAAGGUACGUUAUGCCGUACAAAGGUUCGUUAUACCGUACAAAGGUACGUUAUGCCGCACAAAGGUACGUUAUACCGCACAAAGGUACGUUAUACCGCACAAAGGUACGUUAUACCGCACAAAGGUACGUUAUGCCGUACAAAGGUAUACUGUACAAAUGUACGUUAUGCCGCACAAAGGUACGUUAUGCCGUACAAAGGUUCGUUAUACCGUACAAAGGUACGUUAUGCCACACAAAGGUACGUUAUGCCGUACAAAGGUACGUUAUGCCGUACAAAGGUUCGUUAUACCGUACAAAGGUACGUUAUGCCACACAAAGGUACGUUAUGCCGUACAAAGGUACGUUAUGCCGCACAAAGGUACGUUAUGCCGUACAAAGGUACGUUAUACCGCACAAAGGUACGUUAUGCCGUACAAAGGUAUACUGUACAAAUGUACGUUAUGCCGCACAAAGGUACGUUAUGCCGUACAAAGGUUCGUUAUACCGUACAAAGGUACGUUAUGCCACACAAAGGUACGUUAUGCCGUACAAAGGUACGUUAUGCCACACAAAGGUACGUUAUACCGUACAAAGGUACGUUAUGCCACACAAAGGUACGUUAUGCCGUACAAAGGUACGUUAUGCCGUACAAAGGUACGUUAUGCCACACAAAGGUACGUUAUACCGUACAAAGGUACGUUAUGCCACACAAAGGUACGUUAUGCCGUACAAAGGUACGUUAUGCCACACAAAGGUACGUUAUGCCGUACAAAGGUACGUUAUGCCGUACAAAGGUAUACCGUACAAAGGUACGUUAUGCCGCACAAAGGUACGUUAUGCCGUACAAAGGUACGUUACGUUAUACCGUACAAAGGUACGUUAUGCCGUACAAAGGUACGUUAUGCCGUACAAAGGUUCGUUAUACCGUACAAAGGUACGUUACGUUAUACCGUACAAAGGUACGUUAUGCCGUACAAAGGUACGUUAUGCCGUACAAAGGUACGUUAUGCCGUACAAAGGUAUACCGUACAAAGGUACGUUAUGCCGUACAAAGGUAUACCGUACAAAGGUACGUUAUGCCGCACAAAGGUACGUUAUGCCGUACAAAGGUACGUUACGUUAUACCGUACAAAGGUACGUUAUGCUGUACAAAGGUACGUUAUUCUUUUUUACAUUUCCAGUGUGGCUGUUGUGGCAGUGAAAGUUGAGUUUGAUCCAAUGAAACGCCGUCGAUAUAGACCAAAACAAAUGUAGCACGGGCCAAACUUGGCCCCAAGAGUCCCGACCUAGAGCGCCAAAAAGUGACACCAAGAGCGACCUUGCUUCAAGUCUUUUUG
Sander lucioperca (pikeperch) is the source of this 1734-nucleotide messenger RNA. RefSeq lists its product as uncharacterized. The transcript has 2 exons. The coding region runs from base 99 to 1598 and encodes 499 amino acids. NCBI's taxonomy places the organism in Eukaryota, Metazoa, Chordata, Actinopteri, Perciformes, Percidae. The record is from RefSeq and is a predicted model, not a curated record.